Messenger RNA from Leptomonas pyrrhocoris, 2033 nucleotides. RefSeq lists its product as hypothetical. The record is from RefSeq and is a predicted model, not a curated record. The transcript has a single exon. Lineage: Eukaryota; Euglenozoa; Kinetoplastea; Trypanosomatida; Trypanosomatidae. Bases 195 to 2033 code for a protein of 612 amino acids.
AGUGUGUUUGCCCGUGUGUGUACACGUGAGAUAUCGUUCAAAGCAGCGCAUUGCACAGUUGCGGCAGCGUAACUCUCUCUUCCUCCCUCUCUCUGUCUCUCCCCAUCUCUUUCGCUAUUUCAUACUUUUCUCCUUAACAGCUGCAGGUGUCGCUGCUCCGCUGGUUGGUCCCUCUUUUUUUUUGGCUUUUGCUUAUGUCUGCGCAUCCAUCGUCCUCGCCCUCCUCUGAUGUCCCUCGCAGUAUUCCACCGUCGCAGCAGUCCGCAGCGGGGGUGCCGAGCAGCGCCGGCAAUCCCAUCGAGCUGCACGGUGUGCCCAUCGCCUAUCGUCAAAGCGAUGGCAGUGAACAGCCUGCCGUCAUCGAGCCCUCGCACCCGCCCGGCGACGACCCAUCCGCGGAGCGUCGCCUCGAUCCGCUGCAGCAGCAGCAGCGGCAGUAUCCUGAGGGAAAUUCGAACUGUCCCAGCGCAAGCGGUUAUGCCGCGGCAUCACCACCGGCGGCGACGGUCGAGCGGGUGUCGGCGUCGCCUUCUGCGACACGUCACACCCCGUACCCGGCGGCUGGCGUGGUGACCGACGAGCGGGAAUUGGAUGAUGAGCGGCGCCGCCAACCCCCGCCGGGCGGUGCAGGAGCCCCCGCCGUCAGCAACAAUAACAGCCACCUUAAUAAUAAGGACGAUGCGGACAGCAGCCACAGCACGAACGCAACCGGCAAGGGCAGUGCGGACGACACGGCGGGCGUUACCUACAACUCCGUUGCGAAGCCGGUGUUUUCACCCUUUCAGGAGCUGCGUGCGCGUGGGCUGCAACGGGAGAUGUCGUCGUCGCUGCCGCAGCAGCAGCAGCAGCAGCAGCCGUCAUCGCCGUACAACGUUUUCGCACCGGCUUACGCGCUGGCUUAUGCUCAGCCGAUCUCGGCCUACGGCGGCUCUCCGCCGUACGCCCCAAACACUCCCCCGGCACCGAUAGUGGUUGUUCCGACGGCGAUGAACUACCAGGCGCAACUGUACUCCCAGCAGCAACAGCAGCCGUAUAUGAUGCCCUACCCACAGCUGACUCUUCAGCAGGGACUUGCUGCUACAGCCGCAGCAACGGCAACGGCAGACUCGCAGCGCGUUGACGAGUCUCCGUACUGGGAAACAGGACUGUUUGGCCUCAACCUGGACCCGCUCGCCUCCAUCGAUGCCUUCGUCUGCGGCUACUGCGUCAGCAGUGCCCACUUCAACGUAAUUUAUCGGGAGGAGCAAGGCAUGUUCGCGCCCAUGAUCGCGGGCUUAUUCUGCGUUGACUGCUUCUGCUUUGACUGCCUCGUCAUCGAUAACUUCUGGGUAGACGCGGUGUUCCCCCUCUUCUACCCGUGGAGUGCGCUGGCGCUGCAUACCUUUGUCAUCCGCCGUGAGGUGCGCCGCCGCUACGGGAUUCGUGGUAACCCGUUCAUCGUCAAGAACGGCGACGGCAACGACGGCGACGGUGGCGCACACCCGGCACGUGACGUGACGGUGGCCGGCGCGGACGCCGCGACUCCGCGGGAAGGGGCACAGAACGCAGCGGUGGCGAAUCAGCUCAACCCCUCCACUUCAACGCGCAGCAGCACAGUGGCCGCAGCAGCAGCAGCGGUAGUCACCCCUACAGCCGGUGAGGCGCUGUCAAGCGUCGCAGCCGACUCGACGCCUAAAGCGCGACCAGAGCAGCCCGAGCGCUUCUCAACGGAUGCGGCUCCGUCGACGACCACGGCGGCAGCAACAGCAGAAGCGACGCCACCACAGCCAGCUCCAACAGAAUCCACCGUUGCCGACGCCGCGGCGGCGCCGUCGCGAAGCCUUGGCCUCUCCGAGCUGCAGCGCGUGCAGUGGUUGGAGUGCGGUGCCGAUGCGCUGAUCUCAGCCUUUUGCACCCCCUGCGCGAUCGCGCAGCAUCACCGCGAGAUGUCGCUGCGGGGGGAGUGGCCGGGCAAGGUUGUUUUCAGUCGGGAGUGCUUCUGCGGUGCGCGCGAGCAGCUGCCGUCUGUCACGGCCGUGACCAGCAUGUUCUGA